ACGACAUGGUGGGUGUGUUCUUAGCUGACAAUUAGUGUUUGGUUUCACAUGAUAUUCGUUCAGUCAACAUGCGUUCCUCCCACAACUGUGUAUCCGGAGACCACCAUUCUUUUUUUGCGUAAAUAGUGAUAUUAUAGUACCAGUGUGCAGCAACAAAAUUGACCGCAUAACAUAUUUGUUUAAUUACGCCAAGUGCAUGAACUGGGAUGUCUGCAACGGACUGGUACGCGCACAAAUCCAUCGGAGAAGGUCUGUACUGGAUCCAGGAGAAGUUUUUUGAUUCGUCAAACAGAGCAAAUAUUUGGCUCCUUCGAGGGUCUCACCAAGAUGUAGUGAUAGACACAGGCUUGGGGUUGAGGAGUUUACCAGAUUACAUUAACACCAAAGGUCUGCUUGGAGACGACCCGCAGCGAAAGAACCCCAUUUUGGCGAUCGCCACCCACGCCCACUUCGACCACUCAGGUGGUCUGCAUCAGUUCGAACAGGUGGGAGUCCACAGUGCAGAGGUCGAUGCACUGGCCAACGGAGACAACUUCGAGACCGUUACGUGGCUGUCUGACAGAGAGAUAGUCCAGGCUCCCUGGCCAGGAUGGAGGGCCAGAGGAUACAGGGUCAAGGCUGUACAACCAACACACAUACUACAAGAAGGUGAUGUCAUCAACCUGGGCGACAGGCAGCUGAAGGUGCUGCACAUGCCCGGCCACUCCCGGGGCAGCAUCUGCCUGCACGACGGGGACAACAAGAUGCUGUUCAGCGGGGACGUGGUCUAUGACGGAGCCAUGAUCGACUGGCUGCCCACAAGCCGUGUCAGCGACUACGUCAGUAGCUGUGAGCGCCUGGUUGGGCUGGUGGAUAGUGAGCAGGUGGACCAGGUAAUGCCUGGACACUAUCACACGUUUGGUGCAAAACGGCUCCACCACAUCGCCUCGGGGUACAUCGACAGAGCCGGCACCUGCCCAGCACGCUUCUCCACGUUUGCCUGGAGGACCUUGGCCGGAUUGGCGCUACGGGCAUCCAACACACAUGGCAUCUGCUAGCCACAUGGCAUCUGCUAGCCACAUGGCAUCUGCUUGCCGUAUGGGAUCUGCUAGCCACAUGGCAUCUGCUAGCCACAUGGCACCCCCAGUUUGAAUCUUUUGCAGAGUUAGGUUGGGGGAUGUGAGGAAUAUAAUUCACCCCCUCAAUUAACAGGAUUUCCUUGUACUGUCUAUUAUAAACUUAUGUGAUCCAAAGUAUGUUAUUUUAAAUGAUUCAUCAAAAUGCUCCCAUUGAAUUAGAUCAGGCAAUGAUUGACAGAAUAUUGAGAUUCCCAUUAUUACAGGAUUCAUUAAAGACUGGAAAAUAAACCUUGUUUAUUAUGUAAUAUUAAGAUAAAUAUUAGGUUGUGUGAUCGUUGGAAUGCUCUUUCCCAUGAGGCAGCCUCUCAUAUGACAGUGUUUCUUAACCCCAGUACCUCGGGAGUCCCCACAACUACUCAAGCUCUUGAUCAUUAGUUGAGUAGCUGAAUCAGGUGUGCUGUCGCUGGGCUAAAACAUAUUUAAGAAACCUUAGGGAGGCCCGCUUGGACUGGAGAUGAAUAACAUAGUUCCCUUAGGGGACACAAUGUGACAGCACAACACCUACACAGAGACAGACCGACAGACAGACAGACAGACAGGGCAUGACUCAUCAGUAUCUUUUAUAACAUUGUCCCCAGGCUAAGAGAGAGGGAGACAGCCAGCUGGUGGAGGAGACCUAUAUAUUUUGUAACACUAGUCUCGGGCGGGCCAAGUUUUAAAAAAAAUUUUUUGUCAGUGUUAUCUAAUAUUUAUUAAUUCCAUUAUUUUACUUCUAGAUGUGUGUAUUGUGGUGAAUUGUUUUUAGAUACAACUCUACUGUUCGAGCUAGGAACAGAAGCAUUUUCUCUACACCCACAAUAACAUCUGCUAAAUAUGUGUAUGUUACCAAUACAACUUCAUUCAAUUUAUUUGACUUAAACCAGAUAUAAAGUAUGUAGAAAAUAUAUAUUUAUAAACAGGAUUAUAUUUGAGAACUAACAAUCACUGAAAUAAAAGCUAGACAGUCAGGGAGAAUAAAAAAAAUAAUCAAUGGAUUUUGUUUGAGUCACUCAGAUAGCAUAAACAUGGCAAAAUGUGUAGAAUUGUAGGACAUUUUCUUAGAAAAAAAAAGUCGGCCUCAUUGCAAAAUGUGUAGAAUUGCAGCAACUUUGCUUUAGAACAGCUACAUUUAGUCACUGGAGCCAACAGGAAGGCCUCUAAGUAUUUGUUAGUUCUCAAAGAGAAUAAAGUUCCUGACUUUUUUCUUUUAAGAAAAUGUCCUACAAUUCUACACAUUUUGCCAUGGUUUGUACCAUCUGAGUGACUCAAACAACAACAUUUAUUUAAAAAAAUUAUUUAAAAAAUAUAUAUUCUCCCUGACUGUCUAGCUUUUAUUUCAGUGAUUAAGUCAACAGCUGCACCAUUGGCCAUGCCCCCCACCUAAACCCCAUUUGAAUCCAGAAAAAGCCCGCUCUGUAUAAUCCAUCACACUCGCAAUAGAAUAAAUGUGUUAGCACAUUCUUGAAAUGAGACAAACCAGUUACUGUGUGGUUUUCCUUUUACUUUCAACACUGUGAAAAUGGCAUUUUCAACAAGCACAAAAUCCUAUUGAAAGAUUCAUGUGACAAUUUCGCUGCUUCCCAAUUCUUUACCCUUUUCCCAAAGUGUGCACUUUUACCCUCCACAUCAUAGAUUUAACAAGGGUGGAAAGUCUGUCUAGCAAAGGAUUUUACCAAUCCACAAUUCUUUUAAAUCCAUGACUGUUCAUGUGUGGAAGUGCACACUGGGAGACGGGUGGAGAAUCGCGACGCAGCCUUGGAUUCCAUGUGCAGAGAAUUAUCGUGAUAUCUAGGUCAAUGGCUCUUAGAGCACAUUCAGACUUCAACUCUAAAUGGGUGAAAUAUUAAUUCAGUCUCUAAACUAUAUAAAAACAAAAUACUUUGGCAUGCACUCGUUUUAUUAUUUAUUUUGAAUAAAGUGUGUGGGCAUGUUCUGUAAAUAGAAUGGGUCUAUGUUGACAUAGGUUUUUGGUCAACUGACACAGAGUUAGUCAACAUUGACAAAAAGCACAUGAUGUUUGAUCUAGAGUUAGUGGAUGGCUUUAAUCCUCAUGUCAUACUGACGUGACAUUUCUACUGGGAUUAUACGAUGUAUAUCAUUUCCACUAAAAAGGAGAGAUGACAGAAUAAAUAAUCCAAGGCUG
Messenger RNA from Oncorhynchus kisutch (coho salmon), 3240 nucleotides. RefSeq names its product metallo-beta-lactamase domain-containing protein 2-like. The transcript has 2 exons. The record is from RefSeq and is a predicted model, not a curated record. The coding region runs from base 207 to 1037 and encodes 276 amino acids. NCBI's taxonomy places the organism in Eukaryota, Metazoa, Chordata, Actinopteri, Salmoniformes, Salmonidae.